Vespa velutina is the source of this 2533-nucleotide messenger RNA. RefSeq lists its product as uncharacterized. Bases 283 to 723 code for a protein of 146 amino acids. The transcript is spliced from 4 exons. Lineage: Eukaryota; Metazoa; Arthropoda; Insecta; Hymenoptera; Vespidae. The record is from RefSeq and is a predicted model, not a curated record. Gene Ontology annotation, cellular component: membrane.
CGGUUCUGUCGUUGAUUACGUCGGUAGUGUUGAAGCGGUGAGGCCACCGUAAAGGCCGUAUUUAAACCAACAGGUGUUUGUUCGUUCGACUUUUGGGACGUAUCAGUUCUCUAUUAUUUUUUUCUUCUUCUUUCUUCUUUGACCUUUCCUUUUCGACUUUUCUCGUGAAUCUUUUUGAGUCGUUCUAUCAAAGGAACUUUUCUUUAGCAAGGAAUCCGAUCACAAGGCGCGUUGUUGAUCGAAAUAAACGGAAGGUGAAACACGCGCGAUAAGCGGCGUAACAUGAUGUCGGAGACCGUAGUGACCGUGGACAAUUCCAGCAACAACACGAGUAACAAUCCACGACAGGUGCCUACUGUAAAGACGGAACCAGGUCAACCUAGCCCUCUGGCUGGCAUAAGGCUCAAUGUGCCCUAUUUUAGAACUAUACCUGGUAUCAUAAAACUCGUACAAUUGGGUCUUGGAAUAAUAUGUAUGGCAUGUGUUUCGCCGGCAUUAGUGGGUGCAUCCCAUUGGUUUCUAUUCGUUGCAACGACAUCUUUUAUUGCUACACUUUUGUGGUGUUUCGUUUAUCUUCUCUCGAUACGGGAAGCACUUAAGAUUCCCAUCAAUUGGAUAUUAACGUAUAUUAAUUUUUUAGGAGCUGUUAAAUACAUCGGUGGAAGCGGUACUUUAUAUGAUCGCUUUUAUCGCUCAGCUUUCCCGUUGGAGUUCAGUAUCUAAUGCUCCAUAUAUUGCUUCGAAUAUCGCUGGUGGUGUAUUUGGUAUUCUAAAUACUCUGGCAUAUGCCGCAGGUGCUUACUUCCUUUAUAUAGAAUGGAAAAGUAAUAAUUCGCAAUGAAAUGAAAGAACGAUAUUCAAAGAAGACAAGCCAGGUACCUGAAGAGCAUGUACAGCGACAGUGUUAUACUAUAAAGUCGGGCUCGUAAACUUCUAAAUGUUCGUCCAAAAACGAAACAAAUAAAGCACUGCACUGUCCAGGAUCGUUCGUACUCAGCAGGAAUCUACAGCUGAGAAGAAGGAAAGGGUCAAAGCUAGUCCUACAAGACCCAUUCAUCUCUCCACCGAUCGUUUGUGUAGCUUAAAAGAGACUUUUCUAUCUAUACGUGCCUUUUGAAAAAAUGAAAAAGAAAAAAAAAAAAAAGAAAAAAGAAGAAAUAAAACACAUUAUUGCUUUUCCUUUCGCACCUGCGAUCGUCGAGGGAUUCCUUUUUCUACCGUCCAGAUACCGAAUAUAUUAAUAUCAAACGUGACUACAAUUCAAUAUACACAAAUUAUAUUAUCUCCAACAACAUUAAUAAUAAUAAUAAUAAUAAUAAUAAUAAUAAUAAUAAUAAUAAUAAUAAUAAUAUAAUAAUAAUAUUGAUAAUAAUAAUAAUAAUAAUAAUAAUAAUAAUAAUAAUAAUAAUAAUAAUAAUAAUAUUAACACGCUACAUGAAUCAUAAAAUCAUGAUCUAUUUUUGAAAAAAAUCUGGUUAUAUUUUAAUGUGCAGUGAAAAUUUUCUAAUUUCGUAUUUCGAAGCGUUAGAUAAUAAAUUUUAAUAUUUAGUGAUCAUUAUAAUAAUUCAUCUUCGACGAUCAGAAGUACGAGAAACAGCGUAUUAUUUUAUAAAAAAGAUGAUGAUCUACUUUUUUUUUUACAAUCGUUUAAGUGCUAUUAUUAUUUUACAUAAGAAUUACACAUCGAUUAUUUGGAGUGUUGUUAUAGACGAAGUCCAUGUUGGAUAGAUCGUCAACAAAAAUGAUUUGUGUGUUAAAAUUGAAAGAACAAUAUGGUCACGUUUUUUAUACAAAACAUCUUUCUUCUCUCUCUCUCUCUCUCUUUCUCUCUCUCUCUCUCUCUCUCUCUCUCUUUUUCUCUCUCUCUCUCUCUCUCUCUCUCUCUUUCUUUAUUUUUAUAGUUCUACUGCAAUAUUUCUUGUUCAUCGAUAUUAUACAAACGCAAAAAACUUCAUUUUCAAGUUGUAGCAUUUUUUUCAAUAUAUAUAUAUAUAUAUAUUGAAAAAAAUGUUACAUUAUACAUAUAUAUUUAUGAUAGUAUUAUAUGCAUACAUACACACACUUACGUACACAUACUUACAUAUAUAUGUAUAUAAAAUUAUAUAGAUGUAUAUGUAUAGAUAACGGUAUGUUUUCAUGCACAGAACAAAUUUAUUAUAGUUAUUCUUGUUUUUUUCUUUUCAAUCGUAAUUAACGAAUAUUUUGCAUUCAAUAAGUAAACCGCUCAAGCUUCUUUUUUUUUAUUUUUUUUAUUUUUUUUUUUAUUUUUACGAUCGAUUGUAGCGUAUCCUUGGGAAAGUCAAAUCAAAUGUCGAUGAUAUAAUCAAAUAUCUAUGUACAAGAAUUAUGUGUACUAACGUUAAAUAAUAAUAUUGUCGAUAUUUAUUAAUAUUUCCCGUGUUAUAUACUAAAGAUAAUAUUUGUUUGAAUAGAUUAAUAUAUCGUUUUUUUUGUUUUACAAUUAAUAUAAAUUCAAACGAAGUAUGUACAUUGUAUGUGAAACAUAUAAAUGGUGGUUUAAUAUUACAUUAUA